GUUUCAACAUAACCUCAAAAUUUCACAUCUCACGACCACCAAAACACCAUGCUAAAAGUUUAUUUCUUGUGGGAUAUAAUUUAAAACAUUCAAAAUGCAAGUGUUUGAGAUUGAUAAUGUCAAAAUUUAUAAUCUUAGUGCCGGAAAAUCACUUCCAGAUUGGUUAUCGGAACGAAAGAAAAGGGCACUACUGAAAAAAAAUGUAGACUUAAGGAGAAGAGUUGAAUUGAUUCAAGAGUUUGAUAUGCCAGGGCUGAGCACUUCAAUCAGAGUUUCUAAAGAUGGACAGUACAUAAUGGCUACAGGAAUUUACAAACCCAGAAUUAAAUGCUAUGAUGUAAACAAUCUCUCUCUGAAAUUCGAAAGGUGUUUAGAUUCAGAAGUUGUGACUUUUGAAAUAUUGAGUGAUGACUACACCAAGAUUGUAUUCUUACAAUGUGAUCGCUAUGUAGAAUUUCAUGUUGGACAUGGCAGGCAUUACCGAUUACGUGUUCCUCGCUUUGGAAGAGAUAUAUCUUAUCACCGGCCUUCUUGUGACCUAUUUGUUGUGGGGGCUUCAUCAGAAGUAUACAGAUUAAACUUAGAACUAGGCCAGUUCUUAGCUCCAUAUGUGACAAAGGCAACUGAAAUCAAUUGUUGUGCAGUGAACGAUGACCAUGGGUUACUCAUACUUGGCACUGAGAGUGGUCAUGUUGAAGCUUGGGACCCCCGGACCAAAUCCAGACAAGGAAUAUUAGAUUGUGCUUUACAUUGUACUGACUCUGAAUAUAAAAAUGAUGGUUUACCUGCAAUAACUGCUUUAAAAUUUGAUGGUGCUCUAAAAAUGGGAGUUGGAACUUCUACUGGUCAUGUACUGCUAUAUGAUAUUCGGUCCAGUAAGCCCCUUUUAGUAAAAGAUCACAUGAAUGAAACACCUAUCAAAUCAAUAGAAUUUCACAAACAAAUGGAUUAUGUUUAUUCAAUGGAUGCUAGUGUGGUAAAAAUUUGGAACAAAAAUACUGGUAAACAAUAUACAAGCAUAGAGUCAUCUGUGGACUUCAAUGACUUAUGUGUGGUACCCAACACAGGACUCAGUAUGAUGGCAGUAGAAGACCAAAAAAUGCAAAUUUAUUAUGUUCCAUCUUUAGGCCCUGCACCAAAGUGGUGUGCUUUCUUAGAUAAUUUGACAGAAGAAUUAGAAAGUUCAGCCUCACAAACAGUUUAUGAUGACUAUAAGUUUGUCACUAAACAAGAACUAGAAUCACUUGGCUUGGACCACCUUCUUGGAACUAACUUGUUAAGGGCAUAUAUGCAUGGAUACUUUGUGGAUGUAAGAUUGUAUAAGAGAGCCAAAUCCAUUGCUGAUCCAUUUGCAUUUGAUGAAUACAAGAAACGUAAAAUAAGAGAAAAAAUAGAGCAGGAGAGACCAUCCAGGCUGAAGGUUGAUGACAACUUGCCACACGUAAACAGGGAGCUGGCCUCCCGACUUAUGGAUACCGACAAUAGGAAAAAGAAACAAACUGUAAAUCUACUCAAAGAUGAUCGGUUUAAGGCAUUAUUUGAAAACCCUGAUUUCGAAGUGGAUAAAUCUGCUGAAGAAUACCGUCUACUCAACCCUGUGUUGUCUAGAUUAGAUAAAAAUAAGGACAAAGGCAAGGAGAGUGCAGAACCUAUGCAAGUUGAAGAACCAGAAGAUAAUGAUUCAGAUCGGGAGCUUUAUGAGUCAAGUGAAGACAGUUCAGAUGAGGAUCGCUCAUGGGUGAAAGAAGUGAAGAAACAGCACAAAAUUAUAAGACAUUCAAAACAAAAAGAAGCAGAAGAGGAAGAAAGUGAUACCGAAGAAAAGAGUGCUCCGAGAAUACCCAAUUCCAUCAGGAGUCUUACCAGAGUGAGUAAGGCAAGUUUGGGCGACCGGUUAGCGAAAGAAGGGGUGUCGACAAUGGUAUCUGGCACAGGCGGUAAUAAGGAAAUGAAAUUUAAAAUGAGAGGGAAGAAAUCAGAAUCGGACAAAAAUAAAAUAAACAAGAAACAUUUCCAAGAGAGAAAACAAAUUGUGAGGAGAACAGGAUUUUUAAUGAAGAAAAAAAUGCCGAAAAUGUAUAUGGGUAAUAAACUGAAUAAUGUGAAUUUUUCAACUGAUUAUGUAGCUAGUGACCUACUGGACAGCCAUGUACUGGGCAACGACAAGCUCCGCGAGCCCGCCAUGGAGCGAUCCGCCAGGUCCAGCCUCGGCGGCAACAGCGUCGAUAUAGGAGAAAUAACUGAAUCUCCCGAUACUGAAUAUAUGAGCACAUCAGCAAUUUUACAUUAUUGUAAAUCAAAGAUAUUACUUCCAUAUCUUAAACUUUUAACUAUUAUGGGCUUACGACCGGUGGUCGACGUCUCAAAUUCGUCGGUAUGUGCGAUAUGUUUCUCGCACUUCCAUUCUGCACAAGUAGCUGUGUUUAUGUUCGUCGGAUAUAUUCUUCAGUAUAUGGCCUGUUUCAGACGAGACAGAGGCUUCUGUUAUAAGUUGGUGCCACUAGCUUUAACUUCAUCUUUAGAAUAUGAAACAUAUAAACAAGUAUGUUAUGGAAAUAUCACAUUCACUUAUAUUGGGCCCAGUAUACUGCACUUCAUGGGUUUUAUUUACGCGUUGUAUUUAUUUCGAAUAUCAGACAACGAACAACUGCAAAACUUAAUGGAAAGAGUGUUUCUACUGUCGUCGUACGCGCCGCAAGGCAUGCCCACGACGAAGCCGAAGCGACUCUUGCGCAUGCUGUGGAUGUUCAUCAUUCUCAGCGUGCUCUGGAUGUGUCUGUCGCUGUGCUCCGUCAACUUGAUGAUGGCCAAGGGAGCUAUCAUGUUUCGAUGGAUGGAAUCAAGUUCCGAAGACGUGCGGCUGGCCCUGAAGAUCUUGCUAGUGGUGUGCACGCUGAUCCACGACAUGGUGCAAGCCACCAUCAUCACCAGCUACUGCCUGCAGGCGCAGCUGCUGCAGGCGCACCUCAUGUUCCUGCGCGAGCGGCUGCUCCACCGGACCACCUCGCCGCUCAACUGGAUGCGGGAGGUCGCCGAAUUCGAGAAGCUUCUAAAGUAUCUCAACGACGACCUGGCGCCGGCGGUGUGCCUGUUCACGAUCGUGAACAUGUCGUGGGCGGCGUCGGGCGCGCUGUGGCUGCUGAGCCUCGACCGCGUGGACACCGAGACCGAGCCCAUCGCUGGGAUCAGCGUGCUCAACCAGCUGCUCUGGCUGGCCGCUGUCGUCGUGCCUUUUGUGCAGGCUGCGCGGCUAUCAAAGGAGUGCCGGCGAACUCAGUCAGUAGGGCACGAGCUAUGCGUACGACCGUUCCUGCACCAAGAUACGUCGCAGGAAGACAUAAUCACGGUGCUGAUGUAUGCCUCCACGCUCAACCUCCAGGCCAAACUCUUCCACUACCCCAUCGCCGGCCGCUCCGUAUGCCUCAUACUCACGCUCGCCAUCAUCGUCCUGUUUUCGCUAGGAAUGUGUCAUUAUUUACAAUGAUCAAUUCAAUACCGUUACUAUUAUAAUUUAUAAUAAUUAAUUUUAAAAUUUUAUCAUUGAUUUAAUUAAUAAUAAAAUAGUUAUAUUUUGUCAAA
Molecule: messenger RNA, 3579 nt
Organism: Ostrinia furnacalis (Asian corn borer)
Lineage: Eukaryota; Metazoa; Arthropoda; Insecta; Lepidoptera; Crambidae
Gene: l(2)34Fd
Product: nucleolar protein 10 lethal (2) 34Fd
Exons: 18
Coding region: 95-3484 (1129 amino acids)
Biological process (GO): maturation of SSU-rRNA from tricistronic rRNA transcript (SSU-rRNA, 5.8S rRNA, LSU-rRNA)
Cellular component (GO): small-subunit processome; nucleus; 90S preribosome
Molecular function (GO): protein binding
Source: RefSeq, a predicted model, not a curated record